This is a messenger RNA of Cottoperca gobio, 4081 nucleotides long. RefSeq names its product moesin a (gene msna). Gene Ontology annotation, molecular function: actin binding. The record is from RefSeq and is a predicted model, not a curated record. NCBI's taxonomy places the organism in Eukaryota, Metazoa, Chordata, Actinopteri, Perciformes, Bovichtidae. The transcript has 13 exons. Gene Ontology annotation, cellular component: cytoskeleton. Bases 274 to 2013 code for a protein of 579 amino acids.
GGUCUUGCAGUCUGGGGUACCGUUAGCAGGAAAUCAAGCUCCAGUCCAUUUCACUUUAAGGCGAAACAAAGAAAAAAAUACUCUCACGCGCUUAAGGUUGAAAAUAGUUAUUCGUAGUGAAGCUAAGACUAACGUUUGUGUCCUCGAGACAGGAAGGCGUUUGAUUGGCGCCGUUGUUCUGAUGGGAAAAAGUUUUCCGCUGGUCUCGCUAACUGCUCGUCUGAUUUAUUAACUUUUUUAUAAGACCUGAACCGGACGUAAAAGAAAGGAAAGAUGCCGAAGACGAUUAGUGUACGAGUCACUACAAUGGACGCUGAACUGGAGUUCGCCAUUCAGCCAAAUACAACAGGAAAGCAACUCUUUGACCAGGUUGUUAAGACCAUCGGGCUGCGAGAGGUGUGGUACUUUGGACUCCAAUAUCAGGAUACAAAGGGUUUCUCUACAUGGCUCAAGCUCAACAAGAAAGUGACAGCCCAGGAUGUGAGGAAGGAAAGCCCGCUGCUUUUUAAGUUCCGUGCCAAGUUCUUCCCCGAGGAUGUGACAGAGGAGUUAAUCCAGGACGCCACGCAGCGGCUGUUCUUCCUGCAGGUGAAGGAGGGAAUCUUAAACGACGACAUCUACUGCCCUCCAGAGACAGCAGUCCUCCUGGCCUCCUACGCAGUGCAGGCCAAGUAUGCUGACUACAACAAGGAAGUCCACACACCAGGCUAUCUGUCCAGUGAACAGCUGCUCCCUCAGAGAGUUCUGGACCAGCACAAACUUAACAAGGACCAGUGGGAGGAGAGGAUUCAAGUGUGGCACGAAGAACACAAGAGCAUGAUGAGAGAGGAGUCCAUGAUGGAGUAUCUGAAGAUCGCUCAAGAUCUGGAGAUGUACGGAGUCAACUACUUCAACAUCAAGAAUAAGAAAGGAACGGAGCUGUGGUUGGGAGUCGACGCUUUGGGGCUCAACAUUUAUGAACAGAAUGACAAAAUGACGCCCAAAAUUGGAUUUCCUUGGAGUGAAAUCAGGAACAUUUCCUUCAAUGACAAGAAGUUUGUCAUCAAACCAAUUGACAAGAAAGCACCGGACUUUGUAUUCUAUGCUCCAAGACUGCGCAUCAACAAGCGUAUUCUGGCUCUUUGCAUGGGCAACCAUGAGCUGUACAUGCGCCGCCGCAAACCUGACACCAUUGAAGUGCAGCAGAUGAAAGCUCAGGCUCGGGAGGAGAAGAAUCACAAGAAGAUGGAGAGAGCUCUUCUGGAGAAUGAAAAGAGGAAAAGAGAACUUGCAGAAAAGGAAAAGGAAAAGAUUGAAAAGGAAAAGGAGGAAUUAAUGGAGAGAUUAAAGCAGAUCGAGGAGCAGACGAAAAAAGCCCAAGAAGAGUUGGAGGAGCAAACACAUAAGUCUAUGGAGUUGGAGCUGGAGAGAAAGUGUGCUCUGGAUGAGGCUGGUCGUCUGGAGAAUGAGCUGAAGGGUGCUGAGGACGCCAAGCACACCCUGCUGCAGCAAUCAGAGAACCAGAUGAAAAACCAAGAACACCUGGCCACAGAGUUGGCUGACCUGACUUCGAAGAUUUCCCUCCUGGAGGAUGCCAAGAAAAAGAAGGACGAAGAGGCAGUGGAGUGGCAACAGAAGGCCACUAUGGUGCAGGAGGACCUGGAGAAGACCAAAGAAGAGCUCAAAAACAAAGUGAUGGUGGCUCACGUUCAGGAGCCCCCCAACGAGGAGAAUGAGCACGACGAGAACGACGAGAGCAGCGCUGAGGCCAGCGCCGAGUUUGAGGCUGCCGGCACGUACAAGGACCGCAGUGAAGAGGAGCGCAUGACCGAGGCUGAGAAGAACGAGCGUUUGCAGAAACAUCUACUCGCUUUAAGCUCAGAAUUGGCCAACGCUCGGGACGAGACCAAGAAAACAGUGAACGACAUGAUCCAUGCGGAGAACAUGAAGGCGGGACGAGACAAGUACAAGACCCUCAGACAGAUCCGGUCAGGAAACACCAAACAACGCAUCGACGAGUUUGAGUGCAUGUGAUGUCUGCGCUCGCCGAUGCAAAAGCCCACACAGCUGGACUGCAGUCCUGCCUCACACAAGCUGUUUCCCCUGCACCCAAAUAAAUCAGAUCCACAGCAUGACAUGGUUGUACAAGCACAGCACAAUGUACAAAUAUGGAUCUACAAAACUCCAUUUGUUAUCAUUCCUAACUUUAAAUUUAGGCAAGUCACUGGUCGAAAAGGGACAUGCUGUAUUUUAUUAGUACAUUCCUCACAAGGGGAUUAUGUAGCAUAUUAGUAAUGGGCUCACGCCUCAUUUCAUGACACAUUGAGUAAGCAUUUUUUUUUUCUUUAUAUAUUUCUGUCACGUUUUUGUAUCAUGACUUCAAAAUAAAAGGCUCAGAGACCAAUCCAAAUUUCAGAUUGAAAAUUGUGCCUGUCGACAUAUUUCUGCUGCACGGUUCUUCACAAGAAGCUGGAUUUAUUUUCUCCCACGAUCUGCUACCCAUAGUUUAAAAGCCAAAUGCACUGCAAUCUGUCUGUGGAGCAUUAAUAGAGCAGUAUUAUUUUUGCCAAUUUACUUACUUAUCAUUUGAGUGUAUUCUGGAUCUGCCUACUGUUACAAAUCCUACAGUAUUUACGCCCCACUCUCAAGGUGAUUAAAAAUCUGUUUCAUUUAAAUUAUUUGUCUGUUUUUACAUUUAUGAACACCUUCAAGUCAGUUUGCAACUACACGUGCAAAUGUUGCUGUUAUUCAGUGCCAUCAUCUAUUCAGCAAAAAACUCAUUUGAAGUUGGUUUCGUUGUACCUUUAAGAGUUUUACCCUAGUUUUCUUUUUUAACUCUGCUUAUCAGUGAGGAUGUUGUUUGAUAAUCAAAAUAUUACAUUGAUAUAACCAGUACAGCAUAAGGAAUCACACUGUAGAUGUCACAUGUCAAGCAUUUUGUUGGAGAACAAAUGCCAAUAAAGUCAUUUGUAAAAGUAGAAGUUGUAGUUUAAUCUUACAUGCUCAUGUGUUUUGUUCGCAGAUGAGAACUUUCUUUCCACAAAAUUGUCGUAGAUUUUGAUGACUAGAAUAAAUUGAUUUCAUUAAACAUGCACUGGAAAAAAAAAAAGUCAAGACAGCCUAAUGGGCACUAUUUCCAACGCAUGCAUUUUUGAUAUACUGUAUGUAUUUAAUUACAUUUGUGUAUUCUGUAAUUUGAAUUUUUCAGAAGUGAUAGAAUCAUGUAAAGUGGAAAACAGACACCACUGAUGAUAUUUUUGUAUUAUACAAUCUGGAAGUACUUGUCAAAGGUUACAGUUUUUGCUCAGACAGAACAACGUUUUGAAAACAGUAUUUUGUUGUAAACUAAUUGAAGAGCUCGCUGCUGUGAAAGUCAGCUGAUGGAACAAGCAACACCCCAGAGCCUGUGACCCAUGAAAAGCCAGAAGCUACAGGAAAUUAUGUUUAUGGUAUGUUGCUAAAGGCUGGCAAAAUACCAUGAAGGGAACAUUUAACCCAGGCCAAAACAUUUAGCAUAAAAAUGGACAUUUCUUUUGCCAUUGCUCCACAUUACAUUUAGGCAUUUAGACCAUGUGAAGGGUUUUGCUUGUUCUCAGAUAUUUAGAAAUUAGAGUUUGAAAGAUUUAUUUACAUUAUUUGUUCCAUAGUUUAAAGUAAAUGUAUUUUAGAUUUUUAUUUUUUAUUUUAUUCUCUUAUUAAAUGAAUGUUUGUCAUUUGUACCGGGAUGCAUUUUGAUAUACAGUAUUCUUGCCCAUCGCUGCGUAUAGUUCUUGUAUCUGCCAUGAAAUGUAAGAAUGCAGUCGUUGCUACUUUGGAUACCUUUCCAUGCCUUCGACAAUAACUUUUAUAAUGCUGCACUGUAUGUACUACCUGAAGCCCCAUGUAUUGACAGCCUUCUUUUGAGAAUCAAGUGUAAUUAUAACCCGAGUCAUGUCUGAAAAAGAAAUGUAUUAAAAGAUGCUACUCAAUAUUUUGUCUUGAAUCAAAAAGGGCUGAGACAUCAUUUUGUAAAUUGAGAGACAGUGCCUUGCCAGGUUUUUCAUCAGUUCUUGCUGCUUCAAGUCUUCCUUUCACCAAUGAAUAAAGGUCAAACUAAACUGUC